Stomoxys calcitrans (stable fly) is the source of this 3260-nucleotide messenger RNA. RefSeq names its product PAX3- and PAX7-binding protein 1. Gene Ontology annotation, biological process: spliceosomal complex disassembly; mRNA splicing, via spliceosome. The coding region runs from base 119 to 3025 and encodes 968 amino acids. The record is from RefSeq and is a predicted model, not a curated record. Gene Ontology annotation, molecular function: DNA binding. NCBI's taxonomy places the organism in Eukaryota, Metazoa, Arthropoda, Insecta, Diptera, Muscidae. Gene Ontology annotation, cellular component: nucleus; U2-type post-mRNA release spliceosomal complex. The transcript is spliced from 12 exons.
UUAAAUAAGAAGAAGCAUCGGUUUUAUAGACAAGAGUAAAAUUACAUUAUCGCAGAACCGGAAAAUUUAUUUAUUUUCAUUUUCGCAGUUUCCCUAAAAAAAAUAUUUUACAAUUGCAAUGUCACUGUUUCGCAAACCGAAAAAGAUUCAGAGAAGGGUAUUUUCAUGUGCUUUGGACGAUGAAGAGGACAACAACAGCGGCAGUAGUGCAAGAGAUAAUGGCAGCAGUGCUAGUGGUGGUGGUGGUAGUGGAUAUUCAAGAAAGAAAAGCGAUGCUGGAGAUGAUAUGGAACAAGAUGAUCAGCUUAUUGCCCCACCACCACCACAAAUAUCAAAAAAGAAAAAUAAAUCCAAAUCUUCUAGUAGUAAAAGUGGCAGUGCAGUAGGAACAGACACUGGCAAAACAAAGGCCCUAUUGAGUUUUGCAGACGAAGAGGAUGAUGGCGAAGUGUUUCAAGUGCGUAAAUCAUCACAUAGCAAAAAAGUCAUGCGUAUGAUGGACAAAGAAAGACGACGCAAAAAGAAGGAGGAACGUAGCUCCGAAGCAACUGCAGGAGGUGGAAGUUAUGGUGCUAGUAGUCGUCCAUCACAAUAUUCAAAUGAUAACAGUCAGAGUCAACAGCAGCAUUCGCAUAGUAGUACGAAUCGUGAAAACGGUUCGCGUCUUAAUAAUGAUUCUCAUAAUUUAGGUUCAUCAUCCAUGGCAACGGCGACCACGUCCACAAGUUCCUCGGAACACAUUAAGAAAAGUAAUAAAAGUGAUAGUAUCCAAACAGAAAUACGCACAGACGACUUUGUGCUGGUGGUCAAAAAAUCAGAACCCGAUAUCAUACUCAAUGGUAGGGCGGCUUUUUGUGCUGGUCGCGAUGAUAUGUCCGAUGAAGAUGGCGACAAUGAUGAUCAUAGUGACAAUGAGCGAAAUGGUAAUGACAGCAAACACCGUUUUGCCAAGCCAGAUCAUUUGAAGCAAAUGUUGGAAAGUGGUUCCAUACCCGAUGCCGCAAUGAUUCACGCUGCCCGCAAACGAAGACAAAAGGCACGAGAGCAAGGUAAGUGGAAAUUGUUUACAGGGAGAAGGGAAUGUUGUCAUUUAAUACCUUUCUUAGGCGAUUUCAUACACAUUGAGGAGCCCAAGGUGGAGACCAAAAAAGGCAGCCGUUUGGCGCGAGAGGAUAUGGAAGGCGAUAACUCGGAUGAUGAAGAGCGUAUGGAUAUGAAUGCCAUAACAGGAAUUAAGGAACGCGAAGAAAGACGUGAAAAAUUCUACGCGGUGGAAAAAGAUUGUUCUGAAGAGGACUCAGAUUGUGAAACAAAUGAAUGGGAAAAUCAACAAAUACGCAAAGGUGUUACCGGUGCCCAAUUGGUUAAUGCUCAGCAUGAAUCGGUUUUAUCAAGAUUUAUGAUUAAAUCUGCUGCCGAUAGGGCCAUAGAGGCAGCUCCAGAAACAAAAUCCACUUCUUCAUUGCUAGAGGAAGCCUAUUCUAAAUGUACUUUGGAGAAACCCCAUCAACUGCUAAAUGCGUCAAAACCCAAAAAGGAGAAAAUAAAGCCAACCGUUCUAAGGUCACCCCAGGAAAUACGCGAAGCCAUCAAUGAGAGGCUUAACAAACUAAAGAAACUCAACGAUAGGCAUUUGAGUGAUAUCGAGAGAGUGCAAAGAGAAAUGAAAGCCAUGCAAUUGGAAGAAAUGGAUUCCAAACAAAAGGCACCCACAGCGGCCGCCAAAUAUCGUUUCUAUCAGGAAAUCAAAUGUUAUGUUAGUGACUUGGUCGAUUGUCUUAAUGAAAAGAUAUCUUUCAUAAAUGAUUUGGAAAAGCGUUGCCUGGUCUAUUUUGGAAAACAUCAACACUUUUUAAUAGAUCGCCGUAGGCAAGAUGUGCGAGAUCAGGCAAGAGAAAUGGCCGAAGCUUCAAAACCUACAUCCAUACGAAAAGGUCCCGAAUAUGAUGAACAAAUUCGUCGUGCAGCUGAACGUGAAGGUCGCCGUACCCGCCGACGUUGUGAACGUGAAAAACAAAACAUGCUAAGCACCCAUUUGGAUGGCAUGUCCUCAGAUGAGGAAACUUCGGAUCGUUAUCAGGAACAAUUUCAAAAUGAUUUGGAGGAACUUAUAAAAGAAGGCCUGGAAGUAAUGGAUGAUGUUACAGAUGACUUUUGCAAGCCCGACAUAAUUUUAUCCAAAUUUCAUAUUUGGCGACAAACUGAUAUGAACUCUUACAAAGAUGCCUUUGUUAGUUUGUGUUUGCCCAAGAUUCUGGGACCUUUAAUACGUCUUGAAAUGCUUACAUGGUCUCCUUUGUUGGCUGACUAUAAAGAUAUAGAGAAACUAAAUUGGUAUCAGGCAGCAAUUUUAUAUGCCUGGACGGAAGAGGAAACUGAGGAAUCAUUAAGGCAAGACCCGGAUGUAAAUUUGGUGCCAACCUUAAUAGAGAAGAUUAUUUUACCCAAAAUUACAGAUAUUGUUACCCAUUGCUGGGAUCCUUUGUCCACCUCACAGACAUUGCGUCUUAUUGGUUUCAUUAAUCGCAUGGGCCGUGAUUAUCCUUUAAAGGAAAAUGCCAAAACUCUACAGCAGCUAUUCAAAGCUAUACUGGAGAAAAUGAAGACCUCGCUGGAGAAUGAUGUUUUCAUACCAAUUUUUCCUAAACAAGUUUCCGAAAACAAAACCUCCUUCUUCCAAAGGCAAUUUUGCAGUGGCUUGAAAUUAUUUCGAAACUUUUUAUCCUGGCAGGGUAUUAUAGCUGAUGCACCUUUAAGAGAAAUGGCUAUAGGAUCUUUAUUAAAUCGUUAUCUACUUUUAGCUAUGAGAGUAUGUACUGCCACCGAUGCUAUAAGCAAAGCUUAUACCAUUGUCAAUACAUUACCCACAGCCUGGUUGCAACCCGAGUCGGAAUGCUUGAAAAAUUUACAACUCUUCAUAUUGUAUAUAAAACAAACAAUGGAGUCAUGUGAUGCUACUAAUCCCGUAUUUAUGCAAACUAGUGAUAAGGCAAAGCAAAUCUUACAAAGACUACAUAGCAGUUAAAUAUUUCCAAUGCAUACACCCCCUCUUUUUCACCUCCCCCGCAUAUUAUAACUUCAAACCAAGCAAAUACAACAUAUUGUUGUUGCAUUAACAAACACUUUGAGGAAGACAAAUUUCACAAAACAAUUUAAACUACUACGCCUACUUAUAUACAUAGAUAUUGUUUUAGACAUUUUUGUAUAUAUUCUAAAAGAAUAGAUUUUCAAUACAAUUAAUUAUCUCGUUUUAAACCAUA